Dermacentor silvarum is the source of this 794-nucleotide messenger RNA. RefSeq lists its product as uncharacterized. Lineage: Eukaryota; Metazoa; Arthropoda; Arachnida; Ixodida; Ixodidae. The transcript has 3 exons. The coding region runs from base 69 to 794 and encodes 241 amino acids. The record is from RefSeq and is a predicted model, not a curated record.
UUACAGAAUGUCACCGGAGACCUUUGAAACCCUGCACUCGCUUGUCGAAGCAGGUUUGACAAGGCUUCAUGUCGUGCGUGAACCACUGCCCUCACGAUGUGCUUAUGGUUUCAUUUUCUUACUCCAUCGUGCUCAUAGCCGCUGUUGACAGCAAUUUGAAAUUCAUAUGUGUUGAUGUUGGGGCUUAUGAACGUCAAAGUGAUGGUGGCACAUUGUCUGCUUCUUGCUUUGGAAAAUCUCUAGAAAAGGGCUUGCUGGGCCUUCCAUCUCCGAAGCAGCUGCCUGGCACAAACAUUGUUGCUCCUCACGUCUUCAUCGGGGACGAAGCAUUUCAACUUCGUCCAGAUUUUCUGCGGCCAUAUUCUGGGAGGGGCCAGGAUGAAAGCAAGCGCAUCUUUAAUUACCGUCUAAGCAGAGCCAGGAGGUGCGUUGAAAAUGCUUUUGGAGUGAUGGCCUCCCGAUUCAGGAUCUUUCGACGUGCCAUCAAUCUGCAACCACAAAAUGCAGACUACGUUGUCAUGGCGUGUUGUGUCCUGCACAACUUCUUGCGUGAUGACGUGAUCUACAUGACGGCGAACUAUGUCGACAGUGAAGAUGCAUAUGGCAACAUCACCAGUGGCCAGUGGCGCACCACCCAGGACAGUGGCACCUCAGCAAUGUUCAGUCUGCAACCUUCCACUGGGCACAAUUAUACAAGGACGGCAGCGGAAACAAGAGACCUUUUCUGCUCAUACUUUGUGAGUAGGGAGGGUUCCGUGCCUUGGCAACGGGCGUCUCCUGGUCUGCGGCCGUGA